This is a messenger RNA of Chelonoidis abingdonii (Abingdon island giant tortoise), 1137 nucleotides long. RefSeq names its product olfactory receptor 52B2-like. Gene Ontology annotation, molecular function: G protein-coupled receptor activity; olfactory receptor activity. Gene Ontology annotation, biological process: G protein-coupled receptor signaling pathway. NCBI's taxonomy places the organism in Eukaryota, Metazoa, Chordata, Testudines, Testudinidae. The record is from RefSeq and is a predicted model, not a curated record. Gene Ontology annotation, cellular component: plasma membrane.
AUGGAGCUGGAACACCUGGUCCAUGAGGUGCUGGAACAUCGCGUGGGCUUCAUGAAGUUCAAAGGGCAUAGUUCGGAACUGGUGGAGGCCAAAAGGAGUGGCAAAGGUGUUUCUUUCAUGCGAUUCUGUGAUGUCACAUUAAACACCACCUAUAUCGCAAACCUACUGACCGCUAUGCCUACCUUCAAUGCCUCCAGCUUCCAUCCCGGGCCUUACAUCCUGACUGGCAUCCCAGGUACGGAGGAGUCUCAUUUCUGGAUCGCCAUCUCCUUCUUUCUGAUGUAUGUUGCAGCACUUUUUGGGAACUUUCUCCUACUAUUCAUCAUACUAACAGAACAAAGUCUCCAUGAGCCCAUGUAUCUAUUCAUGUCCAUGCUGGCCGCUGCUGAUCUGCUGUUAUCUACCACAGCAGUGCCCAAGAUGCUGGCUGUACUCUGGUUUAGAGCAGGGGAAAUUUCUUUUGCUGCCUGCCUGACACAGAUGUUCUUCAUUCAUGUCAGUUUUAUGGCCGAGUCAACCAUCCUGCUGGCCAUGGCGUUUGAUCGGUACGUUGCCAUCUGUGACCCCCUGAGAUACACCAUGAUACUAACCAUGUCUGUGAUCAGGAAGAUGGGGCUGGUAGUUGUCACAAGAAGUUUCUGUAUCAUUUUCCCCAUCAUCUUUCUUGUGAAGCAGCUGAAUUUCUGCAGAACCAAUCUCCUGCCUCACAACUAUUGUGACUACAUGACCAUAGCCCGGCUGGCUUGUGACGACAUCACAGUCCACCUCUGGUAUGGCAGAGCCAUGGCUGUUUUAGUAAUUGGUUUGGAUGCUGUGCUCAUUGCUGUAUCUUAUGGGCUGAUCCUCAGGGCCGUUUUCCUGCUCCCCUCCACGGACGCCCGGCUCAAGGCUCUCCGCACCUGCAGCUCUCAACUCUGUGUCAUACUGAUGUUCUACCUCUCAUCCGUUUUCUCCUAUUAUGCACGCCAAUUUGGGCACAUCAUGCCAGGUUAUAUUGUCAACCUAUUGGCCAACCUCUAUGUGCUCAUUCCCCCCAUGUUAAACCCCAUUAUUUAUGGGAUGACAACAAAAGAGAUCCUGAAAUGGGUGAUCAAUGACUUUUAUCGAUGCUGGAGCAAAAGCUCGGUGCCGAGCUAA